UUUCAUCUCACUAGGAAAAGCAAAAAUAAAGAUUGAAGCUUGGAAAGUGAAAACUUUAAAUACAAGAUUAUUAAAGCGUGGGAAGAUAAUUUUUAGUUGUUUUUUAUUCUAGCUACCUUAGCUAAUUUUAAUUUUAUAUAUUAAAGCUCUGUUUUAUUAAAUAGUACACUACAAUAGAAUAUAAAACUCUAUUUUACAAUGUACAUGUAUGUGUUUGUAUGUUAUUAGAUAAUCUUACUAGCUACAACACAAAGCUGGAGUUUAUAGUGAAGGAGACCUCUGACUUCUCAACGAUCAAACACUCAAAACUCCAACCCCUAGUUCUUCUACAACAUGAACACUAUCCGUACUCAAACGAUGCUACCUCCCAUUCAACUAGUAUCGGUAAUGGGCCUACCUGCUGGAAAGAUGCCAGUUUACUCCACUCCACAAAUCCCACAGAACCCCAACCCCAACUCUUGGAUGGAAAGGUGCCUUCAAGAGCAGUCCAUUGCACUCCAGGUUCAAACGGGUCACGGGGAGAUGAUGCUUCUCCUUCAAGACCCGACAGUCCUAGCCAUCUUCGCGGCGGAUGUGAUGAGGAGAGCAAUGGAAACAUACAAUCAGCAUCUAUGGAUAUCAACGGUUCUCCAACCACCAAUGCACUACCAGCUUCUAACAUUACCCUUCUUCAAUGUCCCAAUCUGGGAGACGCUGACUGUGGGGCCAAUGCAACAGCCAUACCAGAUGGGAGGGUCCAUCCAUGUCGAUACCGCCAUUAAUGCCCAACUUCAAGGAUAUCGACCCACUCUACCACCAUUGGCAAGUAAGCGGGAACAUUUCAUCAAAAAGGGAUCUUCUCCUCAACUUGGGGACCCCGAGGCUACUGCAUGAGCCUAGAUACAUAACAGUGUAGCUGACAAGCUUGCGAAGCAAGGGCAGAAGUUAACAAGCAGUACCUGUUUUGUAGCAUGGAUGGAACCACUGGAUUUUGUUUACUCUCUGAUCAAAGCAAACACUGAUGAACCUGUGUAUGAUGGGCCUGUUGUGCCCUUUUUAAAAUGGGAAAACCACAAAAAAAUCCUAGCUAAAGAAAGUAAUUAUACAAAAUCCCCAUUGGUUUUCUCUUUCCCUAAUUUCAACAAAAAUACUAAUACAUUUGGCCAUUUAUUAUACAUGUGUCGAAUGUAUGAGGAAACACAAAUUCCUUAAAUUAAGGAAACUGAAAUGAUUAGGUUGUUUAGUGUUUUUAAAGUCACGCACCUAAUUAGCUACCUUUAGUUUUUUUUUUGUGUUGGAUAUUUGUAUGAACUUGUAUUUGAAUUUCAAAGUGUAUGUUAAGCCCCAUUUUUUUUUUGUC
Capsicum annuum is the source of this 1339-nucleotide messenger RNA. RefSeq lists its product as uncharacterized. The record is from RefSeq and is a predicted model, not a curated record. The coding region runs from base 334 to 873 and encodes 179 amino acids. Lineage: Eukaryota; Viridiplantae; Streptophyta; Magnoliopsida; Solanales; Solanaceae. The transcript is spliced from 2 exons.